This is a messenger RNA of Oncorhynchus gorbuscha (pink salmon), 5217 nucleotides long. RefSeq names its product fragile X mental retardation syndrome-related protein 1-like. The transcript is spliced from 17 exons. Lineage: Eukaryota; Metazoa; Chordata; Actinopteri; Salmoniformes; Salmonidae. Bases 594 to 2642 code for a protein of 682 amino acids. The record is from RefSeq and is a predicted model, not a curated record. Gene Ontology annotation, biological process: positive regulation of translation; central nervous system development; regulation of dendrite morphogenesis. Gene Ontology annotation, molecular function: translation regulator activity; mRNA 3'-UTR binding; protein homodimerization activity. Gene Ontology annotation, cellular component: dendritic spine neck; membrane; axon.
GUGCGUUUGAGGGGACGGGCGGUUGGAGUAAAAGGAGUUGCCGGGCGAUAGUGCAUCACAUACGUUUUUAUCGGGAGGAGUCUUCCUAGCAAAAUUGUACUUCAAUAUAAAAUAAAGGAAUUCCUUUGACGACUUUAUACAAAAACAUUACAUCGACUGCUGCCUUUAUGUCUGUUUUAACAUCCCCGCAAGUGACGGAAUCAAGGUGUUGGUGAUAGGUAACUUAAUUAUUUUACUAGCUUUGAAGCACAUUGCAACUUGACCACGGCGGUCCCCGUCUCAACGCAGGACAGCACCUUGAUUGUGCCGUUGCACGCCAGCUAACAAAGCUAUCGAUAGUUUGCUAACUAGUGUGAGCAAACGUCAAGUUGCCCGCUGGAGACGGUAUCUACCUAACGGUAUCUGUUGAUCCCAUCAACACCCAAAUCCCCAGCCCCUUCACCCCUCUCCCUCCACCACCCGAAACACUGGAAAUCCACAAACGGUUGGAGAGCGGCGACGGGCCAGCGGCAGGGAAGCUGGGGGUGGUACCGGAACCGCACGGAGUCGUAGCGGCUUCAGAAAAGACCAGCCGUGGGGACCUACCGACUACUAUGGACGGGUUGGCGGUGGAGGUUCGCGGCUCGAACGGGGCCUUCUACAAGGGGUUCAUCAAAGAUGUCCACGAAGACUCACUCACAAUAGUAUUCGAAAACAACUGGCAACCAGAGAGACAGCUGCCCUUCAGUGACGUUCGGCUGCCGCCCCCAGCCGACUACCACAAGGACAUCGGUGAGGGAGAGGAGGUGGAGGUGUACUCGAGGGCCAAUGAGCAGGAGCCAUGUGGCUGGUGGCUGGCCCGGGUGAGAAUGAUGAAGGGAGAGGUGAGUCAGGGACUGUUCUACGUUAUCGAGUACGCAGCGUGCGACGCCACAUACAACGAGAUCGUCACGCACGAACGCAUCCGGCCCGUCAACCCCAACAGCCCUUCCUCCCGAAACUCCUUCCACAAGGUCCCCAUCGCCAUCCCAGAAGACCUACGGAACAUCUGUGCGAACGACAACAUCCAUAAAGACUUCAGGAAAGCCAUUGGAGCCAACUGCAUCUUCUACAGUGCAGCCUCACACGAGCUCAUCGUGCUGUCAACAAAUGAGACAACAGUGAAGCGUGCUGCUCUCCUGAGCGACAUGCACUUCCGCAGCAUCCGUACCAAGCUCAUGCUCAUGUCCCGCAACGAAGAAGCCACUAAACACCUUGAGACAAGUAAGCAGCUGGCGUCCGCGUACCAGGAAGAGGUGAAGGUAAGCGAAGACCUGAUGGGUCUGGCCAUUGGCUCCCACGGUGCCAACAUCCAGCAGGCCAGGAAGGUGCCUGGUGUCACCGCCAUCGAACUGGAGGAGGAGAGCUGCACCUUCAGGAUCUACGGAGAGACCCCAGAAGCGGUGAAGCUGGCCAGGGUUUUCCUGGAGUUCAAAGAAGACUACUUCCAGGUGCCCAGGAACCUCGUAGGAAAAGUGAUCGGCAAGAACGGCAAAGUCAUCCAGGAGAUUGUGGACAAGUCGGGGGUGGUGCGGGUCCGGAUCGAGGGGGACAAUGACAAAAAGCUUCCCCGUGAGGAGGUAGGCAAGCAGGGGGCUGGCAGAGAAGACACUGCCCCUAAAGAAGAGGGCAUGGUCCCCUUUGUCUUUGUGGGGACUAAAGAGAACAUCAGCAACGCCCAGGCCCUACUGGAGUACCAUGUGGCCUACCUACAGGAAGUGGAGCAGCUGCGUCUGGAGCGGCUGCAGAUUGAUGAGCAGCUCCGUCAGAUCGGGGUGGGGUACCGUGCCCCCCCUAGUCGGGUCGGGGGCACCGGCCCCGGGGACAGGGAGAAGGGCUACCUCACAGACGAGAGCAGCAACUCCACCAACCCCCACACCUCCCGCACCUACGGAGGCCGCGGACGAGGACGCCGGCCCUCCAACAGCCAGUACUCUGGAUAUGGUACUAACUCUGAGCAGUCCAAUGCUUCUGAGUCAGAGGACCUCAACGAGCGUGACCAGCGGCCCCGAGGCGUGGGCGGAGAUGAGAGGGGUUCCCGUCGGGGUGGCAGGGGCCGUGGAUCCAACACCGGACGGGGUCGCGGAGGACCCGCCUCAAGGACUACCAACUCUAUCAGCUCAGUGCUGAGGGACCCAGACAGCAAUCCGUUCUCCCUGCUGGAGGGUGAGAGUGAGCAGGGCGACACGGACACCAGCGAGGGAGUGGGAGGAGUAGACCGCAGGAGACGCUCCCGCCGUCGCCGUAAUGACCAGGAGCCAAGCGUGAUGGACGCCGCUGCCACAGAGUCAGACAGCCAGGUCGGACCCAACGAGAACGGACUAGAUGAGGAGGGCCGACCCCAGCGCCGCAACAGGAGCCGCCGCCGUCGUAACCGCGGCAACCACCCCGAGGGAGGAUCCCCCAGCCAUGACAGACAGCCAGCCGAGGUGACCGUGGCAGACUACAUAUCCCGCGCCGAGUCGCAGAGCCGACAGAGCCUUCCCCAGGAGACACUUGCUGCUUCCGAGCCUAAAGAGAACGGAAGCAGCGCCAAGAAGGACGAGCGCAUGGUGCCCUCCAAGCGUUCCCCUAGCAACGGCAUGGCCACGCCCAGCGAGACCCUGGUCAACGGCGUCUCGUAGAGGACUAGGUCCCGCCCCCUAAAAACCCAGGUCUAGAGCAAGACUUCAUGGCAAACUCUGUCCCUGCUUGCAUUUACUUAAACCUUAAAACAGAUGAGUGAAAAACAACAAAAUACCGGAUUCAUACUUUGAGUGAGAGGGGGGAGAGAAAAAGUACAAAAAAACGACAGUCGCAUCUUACUUAAACACACGUAACGGUGUAUGUUAUCCUAUCUAUCAGUACUUAGAGCUUAUUUUAAAAAACAACUAGGUUGCCAAAAGGGCUGGUGGAUAUGACUUGAUUUAUAAGAGAACUGAAUCUCAGAAAACAGGACGAGACAAUUUUUUUUUUUUUAUGUUAUUACUGGUUUGGACUUGUGGUCGCUCUCCCAUUCAACCAGAAGCGUCUCUAAAAGUUGAGAGGAGAAUAGAUGCCAGCUGGAGAAAGGGAGGGAUAGGCGGAUGAGUCCAAGCGGUGAAGAACAAGUGUCAGGAGUGCUACGUACCCUGGCCUAAAUGUCGGUUGGUGAUGACGGACAGACCGAUGUGAUUAUUGAUAGACAUUGUGCCUUGAAUUUGAAAAAGUUCAUUGUUGAGUUUUGUGUCACAGGAAAGAGGUUUUUAUUUUAUUUUUGCUCAGAGAACAGACCAGUAGUGAGGGAAUGGGAGUUAAGAGUGUAGAGGUGUUAACUGUGGUAGGACAGAAAACAAGGGAACGAGUGACUGGCCAGAAAGUCUGGUGCCAAACAAAAAAAUUCAAGGCGCUUGUCCUCAGUGAGAGUGGACUGGACAGCGUGUGUGUGUGUGUGUGUGUGUGUGUGUGUGUGUGUGUGUGUGUGUGUGUGUGUGUGUGUGUGUGUGUGUGUGUGUGUGUGUGUGUGUGUGUGUGUGUGUGUGUGUGUGUGUGUGUGUGUGUGAGAGAGAUUGUGUUUGUACGUACGUGUGCACAGUUGAGAGAGCUGGCAACCACAGGAUUAAAAUCGGGUGGGGGGGGGGGAGAACACAGAAUUCUUGGAACAUUGCCCUGGGUCGGUGGUGAGGUCACAAAGGCAGGCGAGGCCGCUCUUUUGGCCGGGCGGGGUAGGAGGAAGUGUUGCAUCACUUCCCGUCUCCCAUGCUCGACACUAGUGUCCAGGGCUGUCCCUAUACAUCCUGACAGACCGACUGACCGACAAACAAUGAGAGGUUAAGGACUUGAUGAUAUAUGGAUCGAUUUAGACUUUAAACAAAUGAGAAUUUUAGUGCCUCUUUUUCUCAUGGCCCACUAGCAGUGUGGAAUAGAGAGGUAGGGUAGCACGGCGCUCUAGCUUCCAGCCACACUUACUAAUGCCUGGGUGAACUGCAGAAUCGCGGUCUGAACGCACAUGCCACGACGACCAUGAGGGAAGGGAGGUAGACGGGUUGAAGGUGAGCCACGUUGUUUCACCCUUCUAGAAUGGUCCGUGUGGUCGUGGCUGGGGGAGGAGACAGGCAGACUAGACUGACUGUGAUGCUCACAGCUUCAAAAGGGAUGAGUAGAGCCAUACACACACUGGCUUACACAGAUGCACGACCGCACCACGACACUGUUGCAAUUCAGUCACGGGCGGAGGGCUUCAGUCAGUGUGGUCGACUGUGCGUUGUGGUCAAAGGAGAAAUUACAGUGUUUUGAGAUGGAACUAUAAGCGACAUGGUUGUCCGGUUCCUAAAGGUGGCGGUCGACAGGCGAGGGAGGGGGGUGGGGGGUGGCUCAUGUUACUGUCUUGGUUACCUCUCUCAACUGCGUUUUGUUCUUUCCACAUAGAAAAUAUGAAAUAAAAUGGAAAUGAAAUCAACUGUCUUUUGAGAUGAACUGGUUGAUUUCUUCUGAGUUUGCACUAUUUUUCUAAAACGAUCAACAAACCAACUGCAUGAUCAUUCAGCAGUAGCUUUGCACGAGGCAGAGGGUUCACGUUUCAGUUUCACCAUUUUAUCCGCUACUAGAACUGCUGCUAAUGUCCACCUUGAAUGUGUUUUAGAAUCCAUACCGUAGACACUUGAGUACUGUUGUGGCUUCGGAAUACCUUUCCACCACUCAAAUUCACCCACAAUAUGGCUGCCUUUUUACAAGGAUGACUAAGAAUAAAAGAAACCCCAUUUCCUUAGUGUAAUUGUUUUCUUACCCUCAUUAAAUACUUAUUGUAAUACUCAGUGUAACAUUGAGCAUGAUAGAUGUUCACACAAGUAUUGAGGCUAGUUAGGGAUUGUGUUUACUGAAUUACAAUCACCCAGAUUGAUUGACCCCUUUUUUUCUUUUCAACUGUCUGCGUGUUAAUGCGUCAGCAGUGCACUGAGUAUUUCUAUAUUUGGUUCAUGUGUGCAUGCCUGCAUGUAGGAUUGAGAAAGAUGGAUCACUUUUGUCUUGUUAUAGUGUGAAAUGUGUACCUCGCUCCGUUGUCUUUAAUACUAUCUGCCGCUUGUGGCUCACUAUCCCCAUGUCUUUCUGGGUGGAGAGAAUGUUGACCUUUCUGUGCGUGUAUGCUAGUAGUACUGUUCAGGUACUGUCAACUCCUCAGUGUCAGGUAGGCUGGUCUUCACACAUGUUCUGAUGGCAAUAAAGGACUUCAUUGUUUGAUAA